AUUAACCACAUUCCAGAGAGGCGCAGCGCAUCCUGUCUUCAUCCCCGCAUUCCUUUUACGCAAACGAGUCCCCUGUGUAAAACGGUAUUUUAUUUAGAUUUUCGUGCGCUCGCUGUGCCCAGACUGAAAUGCUAUUGAUAUUUACGGCGUGUGUGAUUCUCCAGCCUACUUUAAUCCCGGGCAUAGCGGCCGUGAGAGAAAUCUAGAGGAAAAACCAACAAGGGGAAAUUCCUCCGCGCAGCGCGCCAUUGACUGUAAAGACCUUUCAACUUAACAAAAACUGAAGUUGACAAACGUAUCCCUGUCGGCCGAAACUGUGAGAAGGAGUUUGUUUUCUCGGCGGAGGGGGCAAGGCAGAGGAAGAAGACGGCGAUGCGGCACACGGUGGAGGUUUCCGAGGACGUUGCUGGUUGUCUGUAGACGAGCGACGGCUGUACCGCGGCGUUUUGUUUUGAUUUCCAUGUGAAACGCAAUUAGUGCUCCGCGGCGCUCGCUAGUUUGGCUCGCGGAGCGGAGCGGCACUCCGAACUUGUCCCUCGCCUCGCGAGCACAACAUGGAGCGUUACCAGGAGGAUCUGGGACUCCGGGCCAGCAAAUUGAUGGAGGACCUCUCCCUGUACGAUGCCUUCAACGACGGGAUGUACAACUCGCGGAGAGACUUGGCGGUCAACCCCGACUUAGACUUCUCGUCCUCGGCUGCGGCGGAGCAUAAAAGUAAGCCAAUGAAUGGCACCUCUGUGCUCCACCAGCAGCAUCACACGGUGGAGAACUUCACGUCGGGAAACAAAGUGUACAACGCGGCCCCAGUGCGCCCGGUGAACUGCAGCCGGACCGUUCCGGUGGAUUUUUGUGCCCCUCAGAGGGACGCGGGUUACGGCGAGGAGGGCUGCUGCACCAAAUCCGAAGUGGCUUUGCCCUGCUACACGGGCGCUUCCGAGAGGCACCGGAGGUACUCCCUGGAGGUGCAGGGCCACAGGUACAGCACCGGCUCCGCCUUCGACGGCGUGCCCCUCAACAAACCGGCGGCUCUCCCCGGCAACAGGUGCAACAGCGUCUGCAUUACCAGCAGCCACGACGGGAGAUAUAACGCCACCAGUCCUCGGUCCAGCCUGGCGUCUUCUCUCUCCUCUCAGGAGCAGAGCAAGCAUGCCAGCCCGAGGUCGAGCAUCAGCAGCCCGCGCACCAGUCUGGUGGUACCGGGUCAGGACAGAUACACGAGCCCCAGGUCUAGUUUGGUCCACUGCGAGGGCAACAGCGUCCUCAGCCCCAGAUCCAGCUAUGCAAGCACCGCCAGCGACACGAGUAAACACUCCAGCCCCCGGGCCAGCCUCAACAGCUGUGACUGCUGCAGCAAGCCCAGCAGCAACCGCACCAGCGGCAUCAGCAUGGGCUACGACCAGAGGCACACCAGCCCCAGGUCGAGCACGGCCAGCCAGUACUCCUUCACCACCAGCCCGAGGUCCAGCUACUCCGACUCGCGGUACGGGCCCGGGGUCAGCCACGAUCUGGAGGGGGCGAUUUUACACGCCGCACCGCUGGCGAGUCCUCGCUCGAGCAUCUGCAGCCAGGACGGGAGCGCCAGACCGGGGGCCGCCGCAAACUGCGUGGUCAGUCCCCGGUCCAGCAUCUCCAGUCACAGUUCCAGGAGCUCCCGCAGCUCCAGGGGGUCUAUGAGCACCUACCCCGACCUGCAGCUGCCCUCGCCCAGGUCGUCCAUGCUGGGUGGCGGUUUGCACGAGGAUACGCUGCUCCAGGAGUUUGGGGACUCCAACGGGAUCCAAAGUCGCGUCCAUCUCCAGGGGCUCUCGGCGGUGCCCGAGCCUCAGCAGCAGUCGGCUCAGACGGAGAUGACCGCGGGGUCGCCAUCGUCAUUUGGUUAUGGGAUGUCCUCCAAAACAGCUUCCUCGGGCCAGAGGUUCAAGCUACCGUACCAGGUGACCCCCAGCCGAGAGAGUGGGCCAAGUCAGGCGGAGCGACGGCUGGAGGCGCUCACCUUGGAGCUGGAAAAGGAGUUAGAGAUGCACAUGAAAAAGGAAUACUUUGGCAUCUGUGUCAAAUGCGGGAAGGGUGUGUAUGGAGCCAGCCAAGCCUGCCAGGCCAUGGGGAACCUGUAUCACACGAACUGCUUCACCUGCUGCUCCUGUGGCAGGAGGCUGCGAGGGAAAGCGUUCUACAACGUCAACGGAAAGGUGUAUUGUGAGGAGGAUUUCCUGUACUCUGGUUUCCAGCAGACAGCUGAGAAGUGCUUCGUGUGUGGUCACCUCAUCAUGGAGAUGAUCCUCCAGGCACUGGGCAAGUCCUACCAUCCAGGCUGUUUCCGCUGUGUGGUGUGUAAAGAGGGUCUAGAUGGAGUGCCUUUCACCGUGGACGUUGAGAACAACAUCUACUGUGUCAAAGACUACCACACGGUUUUUGCUCCCAAGUGCGCCUCCUGCAACCAGCCUAUCCUUCCAGCCCAGGGCUCUGAGGAAACCAUCCGGGUUGUUUCUAUGGACAAGGACUACCAUGUGGAGUGUUACCACUGUGAGGACUGUGGUCUCAAGCUAAACGACGAGGAGGGCCACCGCUGUUAUCCGCUGGAGGGCCACCUGCUCUGCCACAGCUGCCACAUCCAUCGGCUCCAGUCGCAGGUCCCUGCCCACCCGCCCCCCAGCUACCCCCUCCAUGUCACCGAGCUGUGAGGGGGGAGGAGGGUGGGCAGCAACCAAGCCCUGCCUCCCAGGUGAUCUGGGACACUAACAGUGGGCUAAAUAAGGCCUGCAUCCCCUCCAGCAGUUCCAGGGAAGCCUCUGUGUGGCCAUGCAAGCUUCUGCCCCUGUCCUAGACUGGACAGCCAGACCAUGGACUAACACACACAGUGCAGCUACCACCACAAGCCCUGCUGUCACAUGACAGGGCUGGGAAAAAGGGUCUCCCUCCUCCUCCAUCUGUGGUCCUUUCCUCCCCCCUUCCCCUAGGGUACCUAACCCUGACAGCCAACACGCCGGCUCAUCCAGAGGCCCCUGGUGACGUCACUCCUCCUGACCCCUGCACAUUCAUCAAAGGGAUGGUUUUUGGAUUGGAGGAAAGAAUGAAAACUCCUCUCUCUCCUUGCUUCCCUCUCUUCCCUUUCCAUGUUUUUCAUUCCUGUGCUCUGACUGAAGCAGUUUACAGCACUGGACUCACCAGCACUGUCACGUCUGAGAACGCUGCUGAUCUCGGCGUCAGGAAGGCCAGGGAACGAGCCACUACAUUCCAGUGCUGGCUGGACCGGACAGGCCCCGGGGUGGGCAUGCCGUGCCUUCUGAGCGGGCCCUCUCUGUGCAGCUACUAACACUGAAAUGGAGCCCUUCUAAAGGCUAUGCAAAGGACACCCAUUAUCACCACACAGGGCAAUGAGAAAAAAACUGUUGACUCAUCGCUCCUCACCCUGCACCACCCCAACAUAACAGAUGCACCGUAGCACCACGAGCCCAGAGGACCGACUGACAUUCCACUUAGAAAUCUUAGCUGAGACCUCGAGAGAUUCACAAGCAGUGUCUUAAUUAAUGAUUAUAUUAUGACAGAAAAAGAAAAUUUUAGAUGCACAUAGAUUGUCUUUUAUAUAUGAAUAUAUAUUUUGCAGAUGUUUUCCACAUAAGAUCGUAGAUGUAGAUUCUCUCUUUCUUUUUUUUUUUUUUUUUGUUUUUUUGUUGUUGCUGCGCUCGUGAUGGAGGUGAAACACGCUGCCUGUCACGCAGUCUGAAGCCUCUGAAGUCUUUGGGUCUGUUGUAUCAUUUCUCCUCCAAAGCACAGAGCCUCUUCAUAUCUGUCAUUGGCUCAGAGAUCCACAGGCUUUGUAGGAGCAGACUUGGCUCAAAUAGUAUUUGCCUGCAGUUGUUUUAUUCCUCUUUGAGUCCCAAAUGUGAGUUCCCAAAUCUGGCAGCAAAUUAGUUUGUUUUACAAGGCAUAACCCCUCCCUCUAUUGACUGCAGACAGCUGUAAUACGUCAAACAUUUCUGCAAAACUUUAAAUGUUAUUGUAUUAUGUUUAAUCUUAAGCAUUGUACUUAUUGUUGAUGCCAUAAAAUUUGAAAGUAUAAGUGAAUUGAAAAAUGUUUUUAACAAUUGGAAAUGGCAUAGAUCUUGAUCAUUGUAUAUAUUUGCGUUCCAGUUGAUGCUAGUGCUCUAUGUUUUAAACAUACAGGCUGAACAGAUUUAACCGUCCCAGCACACCGGCUUCAAUGAGGCAGCAUUAAAAGCUCUAUGUGACGUUUUUUGUAUAUUUUUCUUUACAAGUUUCGUAAUUAAUUCCCUCAAAAUGUAGCAAAUUAAUUUAUCUUAACAAAGUCUGACCUUCUGUCAAGUGUGCCACUGUUGUGCCAAACCAUCUCACAGAGCUGUAGGAUUAAUCUGAGAAAUCUGAGAUUUUAACAAGAAAUAAGUCUUUAAAUACAAACAUUUAGGCCUUUUGGCGGAAGACUAAAAGACACUCAGCAGUUGUCAUAGAAGGCAGAGACAAUACAAACUGUUUUUACUCUGAUGGUAAAUGUAUGUUAAAAACAUACAGGAAGAUAAAUAGACCAUUGUACACCAUGUUGUGUGCUACAGGGGCCUCCUCAGAGGCAAAAAGAUCUGGACUAUUUGCAGUUAGAUUUAUGCAAUUUCAAUAAAAAUAGCCAUGCAUAUGUGUCGGUAAAAUUUUUAUAUAUUUAUACUGCAACAAUGCUUUGACUGGCAGUCUGAAUUGCUCUGUAGGUUAACCUGAAAUCAUUUGGAGACUUAAAUGAUUUUUUUUUUUUUUUUUUUGACCAGCCGGCAGGAAGUAGCUACAUUCCUUGAAAAGAGAUAAAUGUGAAAGAUCUCAGCUAAAUUUGAAAGUAAUUUUCUGUCAGUGACACUUCCCACGCCACUGUCUGAAUGUGGCAUAUUGCCAUCUGGUACUCAAAGAAGAAUAAAACAUUGCAUGACUGUUUUCAAAUACCGUUUGCUCCAGGUCCGUUCAGGACCCUGUUUCCUGGUAUGUUUUGCAGACACUGGUUUUUGUCACAUGAGCACUGAGAACACAGUGCGUUCCGACGAGGAACCUCCACUUGUCCGCAUGCCUUAGGACAGAACAGGUAUGUUUGUGUGUCUCGCUCAUGGGCCUGUACCACGAAGCGAGUUCAACUUAGCCUGGCUCUCCUGGGGUUACCUGGCGUCACUGAGCUGAACGCCGGCCGUCCUGGAUGACCUGUAUCACGAAGCUGGUUACCAGCUGGCUGUAUUUAACUCUGUUAAAUACAGAGUUAACAGAGACAUCGUAUUUGGCUGCAGUGAUGGCAUAAGAGUGUAAAAGCAUUGACACUGUCAGGAAUCUUAGUAGAGUUCAAAUGCAGCUGUGGGCGUCAUUAUGUAGUUAUUUAGUGGUAAACUCUCCCUCUGUUUCUUUGUUUGAAUCUGUUUUAAAACCAGUGACAAAUGGAAAGCUUGGAACAGCAAAACGAUUCUGCUCAUCUAUGAAAAUGUCUAUUGCUCUUUAUUAUUUGUCACUUUAUCGCAAACUCUUUUUGUCCAUGUCGGGAUCCCGUAGGGAUGAUGACUCUGCUUUUCCAGUGAUCUGAUUGGUCAGUGGCCAGGCUGUUGACAGGUUUUGAUCUGAUCCUCUGAAUUCAGCCUGCUCUGGAGCAGGUUAGCCCUGUGGCAUAGGUUAUCGUGGUGAUUUACCCCAGUUAAAAGUGAGCCAGUGUUAACCCGAGUUAAGCCCAAAGAUAGCUGGAUGACCCCCUAAUCUGGCUUCGUGGUACAGGCCCCUGGUCUGCAGUGAAGUCUGCUGUUGUGGUCUGGGGGGAUGGCCCUGAAAACCUGGAGCUGCUGGUCCCACCCACAUUUUUAGGGAGUCCCCCCACCAUGUUUCCCUUGCUGGUUGUGUGCGUGCGUGCGUGCGUGCGUGUGUGUGUGUGUGUGUGUGUGUGUGUGUGUGUGUGUGUGUGAGAGUGUGCGGGCAGGCACUUGCAUGGAUGUGUUUCAGUUAGUACUGUGUGUAUGUGUAUAUAUGCAAAACUAAAUCUACAUGAGACAAAAAUGAACAAGUAAAUAAACUUGAAACUCUGAGUUGUGGUGGUGCUGGAAGAAUAGUCUCACCCCUCUCCACUGGGUUUCUGUUAAUAAAGGGGUUUUAGAGGAUUGGCCCUCGAUAGAUCAUUCCCUCUACAUGAAAGGUUACAAGCCUGAAUUCAAGAUAUUUUAGGGAACUUCUGCUUUUGAGGAAAACUCUGCUUCAUCCCUGCCCCAAGUAAAUCUGAGCUGCUGCACAUUUAUGCAGAUAAACCCCAACUAUGUGUGCUUACUUCAAAUAUGAGCAAAUUGUGUAAAUGUCUUAAGUAUGUAUUCGAGAGUGUGUGUGUGAGUGUGUUUGUGUGUGAGUGUGUUUGUGUGUUUGUGUGUGUGUGUGUGUGAGUGUGCGUGUGUGCGUGUGUGUGUGCGUGUGUGUACUAGUGGCAGGGCCAUGGCACAUGCAUCUCACUGUGUUUUCUGGGCAGCAACGCAUCCAACACAGUGACCCCUGCUCUUUCUGUUAUAACCCAGCGAUGAUUUUGAUGUUGCUGUCUGUCCACCAUGUGCUUUGUUCCAGAUGUUUGUGGCUAAUUCUUGGUGUUUGUUUUAACUUUGAUCUAGUACCACGUCGAUGGGGGUUUACACAUCACAUGUUCCAGGAGCUGAUAAUCGUAUGAUCCUAUGACUGUAGCACUCUGGUAUUCAGUCCGGAGCAAAACAAUCGCCAACUAUUAUUUGCAAACACUGGCCCAGCUCUUAUUCAUACUGUGAUACUGUAAAAGACACAGGCCUGAAUAAAUACUACUGAAUGUGUCACAGACAGAGACUGAAGCAGAGACUGAAGGCAGGGGUCACCACAGACAGAAAGUGCUUUUUAAUGUAACCUGAUGUAAUGAGAUUCAUUCGAAUGUAAUAAUGGUUAGUGUUUGUUCUCCUCCCAGUUGUAUAUUUGUAAAAGCAGAAAAGAAAAGGACUGCAUACUGUACGUGAGACAUUCCUUUUGUCGUUGGAUGUGUUUGACCUCAACUUUGUACAAGGGUUCUGGUCAAGUAAUGUGUGCUAUACUUGAAGAAUGAGGUAUUUUCUGGACUUCUGUGCACAAUAUCAACCCCCAAGAAAAACUUAACAAGACCAGAGUGUAUCCCCAUUGAAAGAUGUUUUAAUUCCCCCGUUUAAAAAGUACUACUUAAGUUUCUAUUGCAUAGCACACAGGUAGUUACCCUGUACAUAAAGAGGCUAGUUUUUUAUUUUAUUUUUCUGUCAAAAAUCACUUGGAAAGAGAAGACUGUUUCUCCUACUGGUAGUUCCAAUAAGCACAUCUCGACACCUGUCACACAUCUUUUGUAUCUCUAAGUGUUUGAUUACCUAGAUGGUUCAUAAAAAAAGGAAACUAGAUCUAUUUAUCUAAACAUGAAAAAAGUCUAAAGUUAUUUAAUGUAUUAAAAAUCGGGACGUAUCAUUUAACUGUAGAUGACAUAAUCUGCUUUUUCAA
Messenger RNA from Xiphias gladius (swordfish), 7485 nucleotides. RefSeq names its product WT1 interacting protein. The record is from RefSeq and is a predicted model, not a curated record. Gene Ontology annotation, cellular component: nucleus; adherens junction; transcription regulator complex. Lineage: Eukaryota; Metazoa; Chordata; Actinopteri; Istiophoriformes; Xiphiidae. Gene Ontology annotation, molecular function: transcription corepressor activity. Bases 555 to 2681 code for a protein of 708 amino acids. Gene Ontology annotation, biological process: response to hypoxia; negative regulation of hippo signaling; positive regulation of miRNA-mediated gene silencing. The transcript has 8 exons.